AAGCCCGGAUAAAUGGGGAGGGUUGCGUUAGGAAGGGCAUCCAGCAUAAAAACAUGUGCCAAAUCAAACAUGUGGGUGAUCCGCUGUGGCGACCCCUAACGGGAGAAGCCGAAAGAAAGUUUUUUCCUAUCACCUGAUCUUUGGGUUUAUGUAUAAAGAACAUAUUUAGGUAUCAGAGUAACAGAAAUCCUCUUUCCAAUUGUAAUUAUCAGUUUAUAAACGUUGCCUCAAUUCAUUUCAAUAUAUAAAAAUGUAUUGCUUUUGUCUAUGGGUCUAUAGGAUGUGUGUGUUUUACAUAAUAUUACAGAAAUUGCAUGUAUUGUAUGUGUUACAUGUGCUCUGUAUUAGGAUUAAGCAAGCGGAAUUAAAGCAAGCGAUUUUGAAUAAACACAUUUGAAUAUACCACAUAAUACAAAAUAAGGCCUUGUGUUCCGAGUAAUGUACAUGUCAAGUCUGAUACUCGUGUAUUUGUGUAAGCAAAUAAAUAGGAGGUCCAUUAACAGGUAGAAAGAAAAGAAAUUAAUGAAUAACUUUUUCUAGUUAAAAUCUAUGCUUUCGGAUGCGAAGUUAGCUCUUGAUUAACUCAAUUUAUAUGACUAAGGAGUUCAUCAGCAAAACGGUAUGAGGCUGGCAUUUCAGAAAUAAUAAAUGAAAUUAGAGUUUGUCUGUCUGUCCAUCUGUUUGUUUUUCUCUCUGUCUGACCAUCUAUCAGAGAGCUGCUGAAAUGAAACUCCUAUACUUUAUGCUUCUCUCUAUCUUUGGAGCUGAAGUUGUCUCCAAUACAUCACCUGAAAAUAAUGAUACGGUGGAAACAACUAUGUGCAACUGGGCAAAGAAAGUAUACAUGGAGUCCAUAUGCUCACCAUUUAAUGGGAAAAACAAAACCUUUAACCUAGGAAUCUUUAACGUGACUGUAGUUAAGGUGAAUUGCGUCGUUCUCAGGCUCAUGCAGACUUGUUCUUUUCAGGAAUGCUGUACUGCUUUAUUUAAGUUCUAUAAUGUAACAGAGAAUGACUGCACUGACAGACAUGAAAACAGCUCAUGUGAUUUAUAUGCUCUGAUGAUGGAGCUAAAGAAGACCAAAGCUGAUGGGUGUGCAACAAUUUCCUUUUCAAAGGUUCCUCUUUCCUGUACUUCUAAUUUAAAGGCACAAACUGAUCAGCAGCAGCAGACAAAUCUUUCCUGUAAUAGUAAUAAAGGUUGUUGUCUUUUGCUGUUGUUGUUUUCUAAGCCACUCACCUCUCACCCAACAUUACUUAUUUGCUUGUUUUCUGUUUGUACAGUUAAUAGUGGUGAGAACUUUUUUAACUACAACAACACAGAAAUACAAAUUGCAGAGAAUCUCAGUACAGUAGUCUGCAAAUGGAAUGGUUCUCAGUGUUAUGUAGAGUGCACCGCUGUCAAUCUCACCAUAAACCUAACUGGUAUUAUCAACAUACCUUCUGCUAUAAUACCUUCAAACUACAAUCAAAACAAAACAUUUGUCUUCAACAUAAGUGAGCAAGAGACCACAUGCAAAGUCACAGUGUGUGAAACGAAUCCAAUAAGUACAUUGAUAGAGAUCUUUUUAAGCUCUGGUGACUGGAAACAUUUUACACAAAUACAAAAGAUGUGUAGUGAAUUGUUUGCUUCUGAUGAGUCCAUAAAAAUAUCAUUCAUCAGUGCAGAGAAAAAGUACAUCGACAACCUCAUUAACCUACCGUUUAAUGAAACAACUGAAAAUUAUGACCUAGAAGAAUUUAACAUGACUGUAGUGAAGAUAAAUAGGAUGAACACCACAGACCACGGGCGUGUAAAAAUCUCUGCACCGAAGAUGCCUGAUACAGAUGAUAUUCCUAUUAAUGUUUUUGUCCCUAUUGAACCAUUUCUGAAUGUCUCUGAAGAGCAGUGCAAAACUGCUGUAGUGACAUACCCCUCCAGUGUACAGUUCACUAGAGACUCAAACCUUGUGUUUAAGUCCAAUGUCAUUCGUGUUGAAGCUUUUAGACUUGAGCUUAAGGACCUUUCCAAUCGGCUUAUUAUCAACUUUACAGUGAACAGCACUGAUAUAAUACAUGAAAAUCAGAUCCUGUUGUGUCAGUUUUACAAUGAAACAGUGGACAGGUGGGAGAACACUGGGUCUUUCACCAACCUGGAGAGCUUUAACAGCAGCAACACUGUGACCUGCUCAUAUGAUCAUAUGACCCCCUUUGCUGUACUUCUGGUUAAUGUGACACAAAUUGAUGGUCAGCAGUGGAAAAUCCUGUCCUAUCUUACUUACAUUGGUUGUAGUCUUUCGUCAUUUUUCUCAGCAGUUAUCAUCUUCCUCUACGUUUUCAUUAAGAGCACAAACAAAGACAAUUUCCUCCGCAUCCAUGUGUCUUUGAAUGUAGCUGUUUUCCUUCUCAAUACCAGCUUCUUGUUCAUCGAAUGGGGAGUUACAUAUGGCAGUGUAUGUGUCAUAAUAGCAGUCGUAAUACAGUACAGCCUCCUGUCCUGUUUCUCCUGGAUGAUCAUUGAAGCAUUUCAUUUGUAUUUGACUGUAGUCAAAGUGUUCAACAUCUACAUCAGGCAAUACCUGCUCAAGCUGUCACUCUUUGGAUGGGGAGUGCCUGCUGUCCUUGUUGGAGGAAGCCUGUGUGUGUUUGGCAGUACACCUUUUUAUGGCCGGAAAGCGCUCAGUUUAUCAGGCACAAACGGAACAACGCACUUCUGCUGGAUUACCAACACUCAUUUUCUGUACGGCAUGAACAUCUCCUACUUCUCCUUAACAUUCCUGUUCAACACGUGUCUUCUGGUGGUAGUGACCCAUCAGAUAUUUAAGCUGCGAUGCUUGUAUGACAAAGGAAGAAGGCUGCCAUCUCCUAAGGACAUUUGCACUGUUCUGGGUCUGAACAUGCUACUGGGAACGACAUGGGGUUUGAUUUUCUUUACCUCAGGAUACACAAACUACCCCAUUCUGUACCUCUUCUGUAUCUGCAACUCCCUGCAAGGGUUGUUUCUGUUUCUGUGGUUCUGUGGUACAAUGAAGAGGAAGAGACAUGUGGAGGCACAAACAUCAAUUAUGUCAGAGCCAACCAGUACUACAGUGAAUACCUAUGAAAGCAGCUUUGCCCAAUGAUCAGAUAUUGCAAGUCAUUUUGUCAGUUUAAGUCAUUUAGUUAUACAUUAUUUAGAUAGAUAUGAUGCCAAACAAUGAGAACAGUUCCAUAACUACAUUCAGCACCUCACUCUGUAACCUAUCAUGAGUUUCAUUAUUAGUUGCACGGUUCACUUUUUUCAUUUUGUGCUUGAGUUCCUUUUUCUCGAAAGUAAUGAUGCACAUUGUUUUAGAGAAAUCUAGUGUGUGUGUAUAAUAGGUGUAAUGUUCCAUUACAGUUUUUGAUCCAUUUCCAUCUUCAUUUUACGUUUCACUACAUAGAUCAGAUCUUGUGUUUCUGGUAUAAUCUGCAUUUAUCAUCAAACUUAAAAAAAUGUUUGUAAUAACAUUUUAUAUUAAUCAUCACACAUGGAUAUAUUACGCUAUCUGUAUUUUGAUUAUUUGUCUCUUUUUUACUGUAUUAAUCUGAUACUGGAUGGAAUUAUUAUUGUAAGAGUUUGUUUUUUUGCCAUGUUGUUUCCUGUGUAUAAGGCUUAACUUCCUCCCGAGAAUUGCCUUUUUUGUGUUCCUCAAAAUAAAUUCAGGGAUUUUUUUACCUGCUGUCCAUAAACCUUUUCAUAACUGAUUUCGUGUGAUGUUUCUGGUUCAGUUUUAACUGUUGCCGAUUGAGGUUAAUGCACCAUGUGACUUAUGCGCAAUGUGAACAGGAAACAAGAAAAAAAAGCAAACUCUGUUGCAUCAAUAAUAGUUGUAGCAGACCUAUUGAGUUCUUAUCUGGAAAAAAAUGUGUCUACUUGAUUUGCUUUGUAUUUUUCUUUUUUUCUCCAUUUUAUUGCCCAUGAAAGCUCAAGAAAUUCAAGAAUGUUCUCAAGUUCUUGAAAAUUGUAGCAAAAAGAGCAACAUCCCUCUGUGUCUUGAACAGAAAAUGAAAAGUUGUGAAAAUCGUGAAAAACGUAGGAAAGGUUAUGGGCCAGACUUUUAUGCAAA
Silurus meridionalis is the source of this 4066-nucleotide messenger RNA. Its product is annotated as adhesion G-protein coupled receptor G5-like. The record is from RefSeq and is a predicted model, not a curated record. NCBI's taxonomy places the organism in Eukaryota, Metazoa, Chordata, Actinopteri, Siluriformes, Siluridae. The coding region runs from base 725 to 3100 and encodes 791 amino acids. Gene Ontology annotation, molecular function: G protein-coupled receptor activity. The transcript has 22 exons. Gene Ontology annotation, biological process: adenylate cyclase-activating G protein-coupled receptor signaling pathway; cell surface receptor signaling pathway. Gene Ontology annotation, cellular component: membrane.